UCUAGCUGUCUAUCCACCUUGAAUCCUCUGCACCACCAGAUAUUGUACGUUGUCUCGUUGUCUAGAAUUUGACGAUAACAUCAGAAAUCUGAUGAUGGGUUCAACAACUGCGAGUGGGAAUAUCCCCGUCGAGCAAAGUCUAGAGAAAACGGCGGAUGACAGCGAACAAAACACCGGGUAUCUUGAACAGAGCACAUUGAGUGCCCCAGCUGAUAAUGAUAGUCCUGCUAAGGGAUAUCUUCACGGCUGGAGGCUUCAUAUGCUAACUGGAGGGUGUGUAUUCUUUAUUGUUCGAUUUUUAGCACGAAAAGCUGACGCGUUGAAGCCUAUGUUUGAGCGUCUUUUUGUCCUCUCUGGACAUCACGAUUGUUAGUACUUCGCUGGCCUCCAUUAGUAACGAUCUAAACGCAUUUGACCAAAGCUCUUGGAUUGUGUCGAGCUACCUCAUCACAUACUUCAGUAUUUACACAUAUAUUUGAUCCACUUUUUGUUUCCUAAACUUAUCUAUGCAGGCUUCAUAAUCAUAUGGGCAAAGCUCAGCGAUAUUUUUGGCCGUAAAACUUUCCUCGCGUUUGCGUUGAUCUUAUUUUUGGCUUUCUCUGGUGCUUGUGGGGGUGCGCACACAAUCCUACAAUUGUGAGUUCGUCUACCCGUGUAUCUGAAGAUUGUCUGCUAACAGACCCAGAAUUGUAUUCAGAGCCUUCCAAGGUGUUGGAGGGACAGGAAUCUUUUCCAUGACACCGGCAAUAAUAUCUGAAAUGGUACCGGAAAAGUUCGCUUCAUACAACGCACUUGCUUCCUCAACUAUUGGCAUAUCGUUCUUGCUAGGCCCACUGCUGGGAGGCGUGAUCAAUGAUAACAUAACAUGGCGUUGGGUGUUUUUUAUAAAGUAUGAACUGAAGAUCUUUUACUGAAUUCCAGAAACUAAUAUCUCUGCAGUCUUCCAAUAGGGUUCGUGGGCUUAGUGUUGGCUCUUAUGGCAAUACCAGCGAGAUUCCCAAACCAUGAGCUUCCUGUCCAUUACGCACACACCCCACUUCGUAAUACUCUUCGCAGAGUUGAUUUUCCCGGGUUUUUCUUGUUCUUGGCUACACGCCUUUUACUUGUCUGCGCAUUACAAGAAGCUGGAACUGACUAUCAAUGGUCCUCGCCUUUGGUUAUUUCAUUUCUUACACUGUCUGGUGUGUUAUCGGUGGCAUUUUUGGGUUGGCAAAGGGUUAUCUCGCAACGACAAACUUUGACUGAGCCAGUUUUACCUUGGAGAUUUAUCCAGAACAGAGUUUUUAUGGGCACGCUCUUGUGAGUACUAUAUAGCGACAAAAACCAGUGGCAGCAGCUAACUCAAACGAGGACUGCUUUCUUCGCUGUUUCCAAUACUUCAACUACAUGCUAAUCAUACUUAGGCUCUGGUUGGAGGUGGUAGUUUGAUAUUCAACCCAGACAUGAUCAGAGCCUUGAAUAAUCAACAUUUCCUCUCUCCUCUCCGAGCAGUAGAUGCUUUUCUUUCGACCACAGAGCAGACGGCUACGCGCGUGGCGAAGGGUUUGGCGUACUAGUUCUGAAGAGGCUCCAUGAUGUUAUCAGGGGCAACGAUAACAUCAGAGCCGUGAUCAGGGGUACAGGGUCUAAUCAAGAUGGGAAAACACCGGGUACAUCUUUGGUGGUAGGACUGCUAAUAAUGGUCACUAACCCAGAUUGUGCGUGCUUCAGGAAUUACUCAGCCAAGCAGACUUGCCCAGGAACAGAUGAUGACCGAAACAUAUGAACAUGCGGGGCUCAGCCCCAACAGAACGAGAUAUGUAGAGGCACAUGGCACUGGGACACCAGUCGGAGGUUCGUAAUCCAUGAUGACCCCACACGGCUUGAAAAUAUUCUAAGCCGAUGAAUUAUAGAUCCAAUUGAAGCUUCCCCAAUCGGUGCUGUUUUUGGUAAAUAUCGAAGCACGUCAGACCCAUUAUAUUGUGGUUCUAUAAAAGCAAACAUAGGACACCUAGAAGGUGCAAGUGGGAUUGCUGGUUUGAUGAAGAGUAUUUUGAUUCUUGAAAAGGGGUUGAUCCCACCGAACGCUGGAUUCGAACGCGUGAACCCAAAUAUCAAAGCGGAUUCUCUGAAUCUUAAAGUGGGCCAUUCCUGAGCCCAGUAUAAUCAGUCCCCUCUGUUUUUGAAAUUUUAACUAACGCAAAUUCCCAAAAACAGUUUCCCAUGGAAAUCACGCCCUGGCCAGCGAAAGGCCUUCGCCGAGUAUCUGUUAAUUCAUUUGGAUUUGGUGGUACAAAUGCACAUAUUAUUCUCGAUGAUGCAUAUCAUUAUCUCCAAGAACAUGGCCUCAAGGGCCUUCAUAAUACCACAUUCAAUGAGGGCGAGAGUUUGCAGAACGGUUUCCACAACCACAAGCGUUUUGGGAACAGCAAACAAAACGGCGAGAGCGACAAAGCCUUGAAAUAUAAUGAAGCAACCUUGGGAAAUGGAGACCGAAAUUCUUUCUAUGAAGUUCAUUCUGAUGACUACGGUGUCUCAUCUGAUGAUAGUGACUGCAGCGAAGGGGCACUUAAUUUGCAGUCUCGAAACAAAAACCCUCUUCAGCAGGUUUGCUGA
Messenger RNA from Hymenoscyphus albidus, 2595 nucleotides. The record is from the annotation of a GenBank genome assembly. Lineage: Eukaryota; Fungi; Ascomycota; Leotiomycetes; Helotiales; Helotiaceae.